GUCAAAGGCAUCAAGGCAGAAAAAAAACGGAAGGAAGACGAAGAAGGCAAAGAGCAGAGAAAGUUCCGGCCAACCAUGUCUUGCUCCGUUGCGAUCUCGAGCUCUCCGGUAUUCUCACCUUCUAUGAUUUCCCACACCUGCAAGACUUCGCCGGAAAGCUUAACUCUCGGUCUUACCCAGCACCACCUCUCAACAUCGGCGGCGACCGAUGGGUCACCAUCGACGGUCCGCAGGUUCCACAGAGUGCCUAGUUGCCUUCGGAUGUGCAAGAACGAGAUCUCGGCAUCAUCUUCUCCUGGAUUAGAUUCAUCAGGCGUUUCCCCCUCGUCUUCUAGCUCGGCGUCGCCAUGUUUUUCAUCGACCCUGGCUUCGAGUUCGUGCGGAUCUGCUACGUUUACUAAGCGGAAGAGGCCCGCUCGGCUUGAUAUUCCGAUUCUGGGCUCGGUGGCUUUCGAGCAACCGCCUGGGUCGGAGGGGAAACAGGAGGUUGAGGAGGAGAGCGAUCGGUACUCGGUUUAUUGUAAAAGGGGAAGGAAGAGGGUCGAGUUGGAGGAUCGCCAUAGCGCUGCCCUCGAUCUCCGCGGAGAUCCCCAAAUGGCAUUCUUCGGUAUUUUUGACGGCCACGGUGGCUCAAAGGCAGCUGAAUAUGUUUCGAAAAGUAUUGGGGAACGGAUAUUGGAGGAGGUGGCGAUGAGUAGAGAAGAAGCGGAGAUAGAGGUGGAAGAGGCUGUGAGGAAUGGGUAUCUGAAGACCGACGUUGAGUUCCUGAAGGAGGAUGUGGGGGGAGGAACUUGCUGCGUUACGGCCUUUGUAAAGAAGGGCGAGCUCAUUGUUUCUAAUGCGGGUGAUUGUCGUGCUGUUAUGAGCGUCUCCGGGAUGGCUGAGGCCCUGACCUCUGAUCACCGGCCCUCUAGAGAUGACGAGAGGGAUAGAAUUGAGAGCCUUGGUGGCUAUGUAGAUUGCUGCAGAGGUGUUUGGAGAUUGCAAGGUUCCCUAGCUGUCUCCAGAGGAAUUGGAGAUUCCCAUCUGAAGCAAUGGGUGAUUCCUAAUCCAGAGACUAGAAUUAUUCGGAUUGAAUCUGAUUCUGAAUUUUUAAUUCUUGCUUCUGAUGGUCUUUGGGAUAAGGUUGGUAAUCAGGAGGCAAUAGACAUGGCUCGUCCCCUUUGCAUGGACUCUAAGAAGCCAUCACCUCUUUCUGCAUGUAAAAAACUUGUGGAGCUUUCUAUUUCUAGGGGAUCAAUGGAUGAUAUUAGUGUUAUGAUAAUUCAGCUGGGCCAUUUUUUUCAGACUAAGGUGAAUUAGAAUCUGAAGGAGCUAAAGAUUUUUCAUUCUUUUGAGUGAAAUUGUAAUGAAAUGGUAGAACAGGAGGAGGGAUUGGUUAGAGUUUCUGUUUCUCAAUUUCCUGUUUUACAUUGUUUUAACUAUAACCACCAGAGGUCAUUAUUCUGCCUUGAAUUAGUUGAUUCUUUUAGGGAGACAAACUUGCUCUGGAAUAGAACAUAUGGUAAUGGAGACUGUUUAUCUUGCAUUUACUAAUUUGUUUAGAUGAAACUGUCAGCCUUUGUACAUAUCAAUUAGCUUGUUAGUAUGUAUUGUAUAUCAAAUAGGUGCCUUUUGUACAUAUCAAUUGGCUUGGUAGUAUGAUAUGGAUGUUUAGUUUUUAUUUGGAAUAGAACAUAUGAAAAAUUUGUAUCUUAA
Dendrobium catenatum is the source of this 1698-nucleotide messenger RNA. Its product is annotated as probable protein phosphatase 2C 25. Gene Ontology annotation, molecular function: protein serine/threonine phosphatase activity; cation binding. The record is from RefSeq and is a predicted model, not a curated record. The transcript has 4 exons. NCBI's taxonomy places the organism in Eukaryota, Viridiplantae, Streptophyta, Magnoliopsida, Asparagales, Orchidaceae. The coding region runs from base 76 to 1302 and encodes 408 amino acids. Gene Ontology annotation, biological process: protein dephosphorylation.